Delphinapterus leucas (beluga whale) is the source of this 3990-nucleotide messenger RNA. Lineage: Eukaryota; Metazoa; Chordata; Mammalia; Artiodactyla; Monodontidae. The record is from RefSeq and is a predicted model, not a curated record.
GUCAUUCCUGCUGACAUGAAGCCCCUUCCCUUAUGGGACCAUCCACUCACCAGGGGCUGCUCAGAGCCCACAGUGCGGGCUGAGCUGCUGGAACAAAUUCCUCCUAUUGCCAUUUUUCUACAAGAAAACAGGUCUGAUUUUCCAGUGGUGCUCUCUGAACAUCUCAUACCCAUCGUGGUGCGGUGCCUCGCAGAUCCAAACAACCAGAUAAUCUGCAAGCUGGCGUCAGUGCUGAGCAAGAGCACGGUUGAAUGCCUGCUGCUCCCUCGAUUCUGUGAGCUGUGUGGUGAUGGGAAGCUCAUUCAAGUUCGGAAGGUUUGUGCCCCAAAUUUUGGUGAUAUUUGUCGUGCUGUCGGACAAGAAGCCACCGAGAAAUUUUUGCUCCCGAAGUUUUUUGAGCUCUGCUCAGACAAUGCAUGGGGGAUGAGGAAAGCCUGUGCGGAGUGCUUCGUGGCCGUGUCCCACAACACGUCCCCCGAGGGCCGCCAGGCCAGGCUCUCGCCUCUCUUUAUCACACUGAUCGGCGACCCCUGUCGAUGGGUGAGUGCGGCUGCCUUCCAGUCCCUGGGCCCCGUCAUCUUCACCUUUGCCAACCCCUCCAGGGCUGGCCUUUAUAUUCGAGAAGAUGGCACCCUGAGCAUCCGACCACCGGCUCCGGAUUUGGACUCGGGUUUCACCUCCGGGUCACCGGGUGCAGGCAGCCAUGGGAACAUGUCCUCAGCCUGACUUUCCAAUUCAACAAAGCCGGGCCAGACAGAGCCAGCUCUACCCAUGGAAGGCACAUCCACGGACACCAGCAAUUUUCCGUGCGUCAGUAGCUCCUCCAAUGGCCUGACGGAGAACCCAACGGAAGACUCUGUCUUGGCUGGAGCCGAGCUGCAGCUCAGGUGUUGUCAGCUGCACUGGUUGCGGCACAGCCAGACUCUAUGGAUGAGCCCGAGCGCCCGCCGACGGGGGCUCCAGGGGGCGUCCAGCUCAGAUCCCAGCCCAGCCCUGGCAGUCAGCCGGCCCCCGGCGGCGUCACCCCCGCAGAAUGAGCUCGCCGCGGCCAGGACGCUACAAAGCACAGGUCCAGGUGAACCUGGCAGUGGAACCAGUGGCCAUUUGGAGACUGACCAGAGGCAUGGCUGCAGCCCACUUGAAGAGGAUAAAUCUAAAUCACAGUGGAAGGUCCGUCAGACCUUAGCCUUCUCCAUCCACGAGCUGGCUGUGAUCCUUGGGGAUCAGUUCACGGCUGCCAACCUGCUGCCCAUCUUCAAUGGAUUUUUAAAGGACCUGGAUGAAGUACGCAUAGGAGUUCUGAAACACCUGUAUGACUUUCUAAAGUUGCUUCAUGAAGACAAGAGGAGAGAAUAUCUUUAUCAGCUUCAAGAAUCUGUAGUGACCGAUAACAGCAGGAAUUGGAGGUUUCGAUAUGGACUGACAGAAAAAAAAUCAUUCCCUGUAGGAAUUUUGAUGGAUGACGCUACACUGAAGUGCCACGAUGUUGUUCCUGGUGGAAUUAUUUCAUUAUGUAUCUGGCAUUAUGAUGGAUGGACGGAACUGGUUUUGGCGGCUGUGGAAGGGGAUUCCAGUAAGCUGUCUUGCCUCGGUGUUGCCGAAGAUGCUUUCUACCGAACAACAAAUCCGCGGCAUUUUGAUGACAAGCAGUGGAAGAAGUGGAUUUCUCAGAGAGUGUUCAUGGCGCUAUAUGUUGCCUCACACAGGCGUCGCUCGGAGGCUGUUCAGUACCUUCUAGAACACGGUGCCAACUGUCAGGGCAGAUCCCCCGUGGGCAGGACGCCCCUGCACGUGGCUGCAGCCAUGAGCCGGCUGGACUGUAUCAGCCUCCAGCUCAACUAUGGGGCCUCCAUCAACGACAGAGAUACCAAGGGGGAGAGGCCCAUGUCCUUCGCCUGCCGCCUGAGCCGCAGCCAGAGCAGGCGGCAGAUGUUCCUCUUCUACUGGAUGGUGAAGCUGGGGACAAAGGACCCGAUGGACCCUGUCUUGAACAAGGCUUUUCAGAGAGUCAAGGCCGGGUUUGGAUCCAAGAAGGAGAACAAAACAUAGCUCCACCUGGGAAUGUUUGCAUGUCAGCUCUGACUUGGGGUAACGUUCCUGAGUUCAGAUCCACGGUGGCCAGUGGCCCUGGGUUAGCAGGAAGGCCGGGAAACGUGGCAGUUCCUCUGAAUCAGAUACGAAACCAUCUGUCCUAUUUGCAAAUGACUUGAGGAGGGUAUUGAUGGAAGUGGGUGAGUUUGUGUUCAUUUCCUAAAUCCAUCACAGACCUAAUGGGCUCCCAUGCCAGCCUUUAAUUUUGAGCUAUUUGUUCAUUGUAUCCAGUAACGCUGCUUGGGGUGAUGGGAACCAAUUACCUUCUCUCCGGUCUGGACACCAUCUAACACUUUGGCAUAAUAGGGGUAAUAGCCGUGAUGAGAGUAGCUCUGUUGUUACGGUACAAAACCAGCGCAGGCAAACGUCACCAGGUCGUGGGCAGUGUGACCUGUGAAUUUCAGUUUGUAAAAUUCAUGGCACUAGAUGCUCCCUAAGCCAGCAAUGUUCCAGAAGUUUUCCUGAACCUUCCUGGAGGGGUCUGCUGCCUGAGUCUGAGGUGGGGCUGGGGGGAGAAGCCAGGCUGACCUGGGGGGCAUCUAAGAGCUUGGUUCUCCACAGGGGCGCCUGGUUACUCUUGGUGAAAGGUGAUAAGCUGGCACUGGAUUUGGAGGAGACGGUGUGAAAGGUGAUGAGCUCGUAAGGGAGAGGAUUCGAGCUGGGAGCUUCUUUUUUCCUUUUGUCCCAUCCCCAGAGGUCCAAGCACCCCCCUCCCGCUAGCUUUCUCCUUUCCUGCUAGAACUGGGGUAGCUCCAUGGCUCACGGGCCCAGCCGCUCCAACGGCAUGUGGGAUCUUCCCGGACCGGGGCACGAACCCGUGUCCCCUGCAUCGGCAGGCGGACUCUCAACCACCGUGCCACCACGGAAGCCCUAAGUCCUGAUUUUUAAGCGUUGGCUUGAAUUAUGUUAAGGUCAGCGUUCGGAACAAAAGAAGUAGGAGAUUUGAGGCACAUGGAUGGGACUGCCGACCAUCGUCAAACUAACUCAUUUCACUGGGGAAACGGGUAGAAGCAACCUAAGACUCACUGGAGCUCUCCCCGGCUCUGAAGCCACAGGGCGGGAAUGGCCAUGAGUGUUGCCGGGUGGGAAGUGUUGUCCACCCUUCCACCCGUGGCCACACAUGUUCCUCUGAAGCCCUAUAUCCUGACACAGCUUCCGGAGUCAGUCUGUGUGGCAACAGUCUCUCGACCGUUGAAGUUCUGUUUUUUAAGGUGCUGGAAAAUGGCCCUGUAUCCCAGCCGCCCUUCUUUCUGACUUACAUCCCAAGAACUGGAUUCCGCUUUUACAUUAAUUGGCCGCAUUUCCCGCUGUCGUGGCAAGUAAGAGCCGUGCUGGUGACGUGGCUUUACACUCAGUGGACGUGGCUGGACCCAGCUCAGCAAUCUGUUUGACAAAUAAUAAUCAGGAAAAAAACAUACAGCUCAGCAUCAACAAUAUCAAAACUGAGAUCUUGUUUGGGGCAGACGUUCUCCAAAGUCAAUAGGUAGAUAUUAAAUAACCUUAUCCAGCAGGGUCAGUUCAUUUAGCUAAUGAGGUGUGUUGGCAGGGGGACCUGGGCACCCUUUUAACUUAACAAGUGGUGUGACUCAGAGUCAUGUGUUUUCCGGGAGCUUUGCUCUGCUGUCUUUAUUGUUAGCAGAGCCAGCUGCCUGACAUUUGUCCCCAAAACUUUGGAGGGAAGCCCUCUGUCUUUGUCACCCCUAAUUCAGCUAAACACUUGGCCGGCAAUUGGGUGAGUUCCAAACUCUCCGUGGUGACAUUUUGCUCGGUCUGUGGCAGGGUCAUUAAAACAGUCCUGUAGGUCCUGGGGGCUCUUCCUUUUAGAUGAUCUUAACAUUCUAGCUGUUAUAUUCAAACAAGCCUGUAUCACCUAUUCAAUAAAAUAUGUCCAUAGCCUCA